Molecule: messenger RNA, 1771 nt
Organism: Alligator mississippiensis (American alligator)
Lineage: Eukaryota; Metazoa; Chordata; Crocodylia; Alligatoridae
Gene: SNRNP70
Product: small nuclear ribonucleoprotein U1 subunit 70
Exons: 10
Coding region: 121-1434 (437 amino acids)
Biological process (GO): mRNA splicing, via spliceosome
Cellular component (GO): precatalytic spliceosome; U2-type prespliceosome; U1 snRNP
Molecular function (GO): U1 snRNA binding; mRNA binding
Source: RefSeq, a predicted model, not a curated record
AAAUCCGGCGCGGUGAGAGGGUUGCGCCUGCGCAGAGCGGCGGAAGAGUAGGCCCGCGGCAGGCGGCGACGGCAGCAGCAGGAGGAGCUGAGCGCGGCGCGGCCCGGGCGAUUCCCCACGAUGACGCAGUUCCUCCCCCCCAACUUGCUGGCACUCUUUGCCCCCCGAGACCCCAUCCCUUAUCUGCCCCCUCUGGAGAAGCUGCCCCAUGAGAAACACCACAACCAGCCCUACUCUGGCAUUGCCCCUUACAUCCGGGAGUUUGAGGACCCACGUGAUGCCCCUCCACCCACCCGUGCCGAGACCCGUGAAGAGCGGAUGGAGCGGAAGAGAAGAGAGAAGAUUGAGCGGAGGCAGCAAGAGGUGGAGAGUGAGCUGAAGAUGUGGGACCCACACAACGACCCCAAUGCACAGGGUGAUGCCUUCAAGACCCUAUUUGUGGCCAGAGUAAACUACGACACAACAGAAUCCAAGCUGAGAAGAGAAUUUGAAGUCUAUGGCCCUAUCAAGCGGAUCUACAUGGUGUACAACAAGAGAUCGGGCAAGCCGCGGGGCUACGCCUUCAUUGAGUAUGAGCACGAGCGAGACAUGCACUCGGCUUACAAGCAUGCAGACGGCAAGAAAAUUGAUGGCAGGCGUGUGCUGGUGGAUGUGGAGCGUGGCAGGACAGUCAAGGGCUGGCGCCCACGCAGGCUUGGCGGUGGCCUUGGGGGCACCCGGCGAGGUGGUGCUGACGUCAACAUCCGGCACUCCGGCCGAGAUGACACCUCCAGAUACGAUGAGCGGGACCGUGACCGGGAGCGUGAGCGUGACCGGCGAGAACGGAGCCGAGAGCGGGACAAGGAGCGGGAGCGGCGCCGCAGCCGCUCCCGGGAACGCCGGCGCCGCACCCGCAGCCGCGAGAAGGAUGAGCGCAAGCGGAGCCGAGAGCGCAGCAAGGACAAGGACCGGGAGCGUAAGCGCCGCAGCCGUAGCCGAGACCGCAAGCGGGACCGGGACCGGGACCGUGACAAGAAGGACGAGAUGCUGGAGCCCGGCGACAUUCCACCUGAGGAGGUGCCCCUGGGCGAGCUGGGCAUGGAUGGCCUGGAGAUGAAGCUGGAGGGGGAGGAGAAGGGCAGGGACAGAGACAGGGAUCGGGAGCGCGACCGUCGGCGCAGCCACCGUGACAAGGACAGGGAGAGGGAUAGCCACCGUGACCGAGACCGCCGGCGGGACCGUGACCGCGACCGUGACCGCGAGCAUAAGCGGGACCGGGAGCGUGGGGAGCGUGGUGCUGAGAAACGGGAUGACCGGGCAGCCCAGGACAACGGCGUGCCCGAGCCCCUGGAGGAGAGCAGCCAGGACAUGUUCCUGGACCAGGAGUCCAUGCAGUCUGGCGAUGGCUAUGUCUCCACGGAAAAUGGCUACCUCCUUGAGCCCCCUAUGGAGUGAGUACCCCCCACCCCUAGCUGGACAGAUUUUUUUUUUUAUUUUUUUUUUGUUUUGUUUUUGUUUUAAUUUUUUUUGGGGUGGGGGGGUGCAGCGGGGGAUGAGUUGGGGCCUGGCUCCCCUUCCUGGCUGCCGGCUGCAUCUCUUGCUCCCUCUUCUUCCCUCUCUUUUUUAUCCUUAAUUUUUUUUUUUUUUUUUAGGUGGGUAAGUUUGUCCCCCCUCCCCCACGUUCUGUAGCGUGUUCCCCUCUCCACCAGUCCCCUCCCUUGCCUCAGUGUAAUACACCCUUGGGUACCUGCACCUGCUUUUUCUUUAACCACAAUAAAGGUGUUUUAAUGUU